This is a messenger RNA of Necator americanus (New World hookworm), 2538 nucleotides long. RefSeq lists its product as uncharacterized. The record is from RefSeq and is a predicted model, not a curated record. Bases 1 to 2538 code for a protein of 845 amino acids. The transcript has 2 exons. NCBI's taxonomy places the organism in Eukaryota, Metazoa, Nematoda, Chromadorea, Rhabditida, Ancylostomatidae.
AUGAUAGCGCUGCUUAAACAGAUCGUAAGAAAGGAAUCGACGUUACGACAAAUGGACCUUUCUACCACUCUGCAUCACACAUCGUACCACAUCUCCGAGAAAGUAGGACGCCAACUACGACCAAUACACAUCCAGCAGCAGGACAACCAAAGCAGAAGGACCACGCCACAACAUCGCCGAAUAGUACGAUGCCCAUUUUGCAAUCGAACAUCCCACAAUGCCAUACAGUGCCCCAUCGUUCAAACGGCCAAGGAAAGAAGGAAAUUCGCGAAAACCGGCAGAAUGUGUCAUAAAUGCCUACAACAAGCGCACAAUCAGCUGCAUGUUACAAGUGUGAAUACCAUCACCAUCUUUGCUUCAAGAUCGCUCCCACCACGGACAAUUCAUCAACCAAUCGCAGACCACACAAACCCACAUCUCCUCAAAACCAGCGUCAACAUAAUGAUGAACGCGUCACUCACAACACGCACUCUAGGCCGAGAAGCAGAAGCAAUACUCGCAACGAACAAUCACAAAUUCGUCAUCCAAUACGAACAACCCAUCACGCUCAUCUUUCGGACGGCACUCCUGAACACAAUAAACAAGACACUGUCGGAGAAUUCCAAGAACCCUCCUCAUCAUACACUCGGAUCAUCUCAUUCAUAUAUCACAACGGACAUCGCCACCCAACUGGAACUCCGCAAAAUCGAAUCAGAGGAUAUCACCGUUCACACAUUUGGAACGUGUCAUCCCACGACGAUACCAUCACAGCUCCACACGCUUCAACUCCAACUUGAAGACAACACUCCAUACACGAUUUCCGCACAAUCACUAACAAUUCUGACUCAAGCACUAAAGACGCCCGCCAUUGCUCAAGACGAAAUCACAAUCACCGUUCAAGAUGUCGUCAUCCCAACAACGUCAUCAACUCCUGAGAUACUGAUAGGCAUGGAUCACUUCUGGAAUCUGGUACUAUCCCCAUCUUUCUACUCCAUCGUACUACCAAAUGGAUAUCAUCUCCUCAACGCACGUUUAAGAAAAGUCAUAUCAGGCAAGAAGCUCACUACUCGUACAAUCAAUUCAGCAAUCAACGAAAUCGCUGACCACCCAAUGAGUAGAACUCACCUCGACGAAAUGGUCGAACGAUUUUGGAAAUGCGAAUCUCUCGGAACAGGAGACGAAGCCACCCGCUCAGACGACAUCACAUGUCUCGACUUCUUUAACAACACCACUCGCUACGAUGAAACAGAACAACGAUACUACACUCGUCUACCAUUUAAACUCGAACAGGAAUCAGUACCGGACAACUUCGACCAUAGCUUCGCUUGCCUACGCUCGAACUGGAAGACACUAUCAAAGAAACCGGAAUACCUGGACAAAUACAACGACAUCAUACAAGACCAACUUCGAAGAGGAAUCAUCGGGAAACUUCCUUCCAGCCAGCCAUCUGAGCCUGGUACCUUCCUGUCCCACCAUGCUGUCAUUAAUGAAUUCAAGAAGCAAACCAAAAUCCGUCUAGUGUACAACGGUAGUGCCCGAGUACACAACGCUCCCAGUUUAAACGACUUCCUUUACAGAGGGCCCGUACUGUUGCCGGACUUGAGUGAAAUACUACUACGCUUUCGUCUUGCUCCCAUACUACUUAUCAGCGACAUAGAAAAGGCCUACCUAAUGGUUGGCCUCGAAGAAUGCCACCGUCGCUUUACAAAGUUCCUCUGGCUGAAGAACCACCACGAACCACCCACAGACGACAACUUGGUCAUCUACCACUUUCUACGAGUUCCGUUCGGAUUAAUAUGCAGCGCAUUCCUCCUCGCAGCAACAAUUUACCUACAUCUCACGAAAACAGCAACACCACUAGUACACGAAAUCUUGGAAUCGUGCUACGUCGAUAACAUAUUCCUUUCCGCUAACUCUACUGACGAAGCCAUACAAAAAUAUCAGGAGACGAAAAAGCUGUUCACGCUGGCUGGAAUGAACGCCCGCGAGUGGACAUCUUCAGACACAUCAGUUAACGCAACACUCUUGUCCCAUGAAGAGACCAAGAUGGAACCAACUAUAAAAGUGUUAGGACUAACAUGGAAUAUUCCCACCGACACAAUCACCGUUUGUUUUCCAUUUCUCCAAGCCCAAAUGGAACACCCCACCAAACGAUCAGUACUCAAAGUCGUAGCCUCGAUCUACGACCCCCUCGGCUUCAUCUCUCCAUUGACAGUGGUAGCAAAAAUAUUCUUACAAAGCCUAUGGAAAGAACAAAUGCAGUGGGAUGAACUGCUUCCACAAGGGAAACGAAAAGAAUGGUCCCACAUCACUUCGACGUGGACUCAGCCCUAUCUGGAACUUCCUCGAAAAACACUUCCAACACUCACUUGGAAUUCAGUCGAAAUUCACAUAUUCACAGACGCAUCACGCAACGCCUACUGUGCUGUAGCCUACUUGAGAAUUGAAAACUCGCAGGACGUCGACACAAGACUAUUAAUGGCGCGAGCCCGUCUGGCACCACUUCACAGUACCGUAACCAUACCACGACUUGAACUUAGCGCUCUCACACUCGGAUGA